AUGUUAGAAACUAAAAUAUAAAAAUAAAUAAAUAAGGAACUAUUUCAAUUACAUAUUAGAAACAAUUUUAUAGAAGAGCUAAAAUUAUUAAAAUAUUAAGGUAUUAUUAUUUAAACAGAAUUGUAGAAAAUAAUUGAGUAGAAAAUUUAACUAAAUAUUGGUCUCAAAGAAGGUAGAAUAAUUAAUUUUUAAUAGUUAUACUAUAGAUUGUUAUAUUUAAGAGAAAUGACUACAAAUGUACUUAAAUUAAGUAAAGAUAUGAAGAUUUAUUAAAAUAAUAAAAUAAAUAACAUUUUUUCAUUAAGAAUUAGUUUACUUUUGUCUUAUCUUACUUAAAAUUUAAGAGAAUAAUAUGAGAUCUAUUGUAAAAUUGAUGAAUUAAUUUAAAGUGAAAUAUUCUAAGAAGAUGAUUUUUUUACAAAUGUUUCAUUUACAUCUAAUAAUGGAAUAUAUUUAACUGCUACUUUUAAAGAUGAUGGUUAGAUAACAUAAAAACUCACAGAGAAAUAAAAAAUGUUUUUAGAAUUAGAUGAUAAAAUAUAAUUGACUCAUAUAUCUUAACUUCUUCAUCCUUCUUUUAGAUCUAGUCACAUAAGAUUAAUGAAUUCAUAUUUGAAUAGAGGUAAAUCUAAAUUUAUUGGAAAGUAAAUAGAUACUACUAUAAGUUCAUAAAAUAAAAAUUUAAUUUAAAUUAAAUUAAUUUUAUAGCCAUAUUUUCCAAAUCAAAAACUAAAUAAUUUUUAAUUAAUAGCUUUUAUAUGUAAAAAUGAAAUAGGAAAUCAUGCAAUAAUACAUUUAGAUUUAUCAUUUAAUAUUAUGUCUGCAAAUAAAACAUUUUAUAGAUUUCUUGAUUAAUAUCAACUUAAUAUUAAUAAAAUUAAUAUUUUUUAAAUGAUUCCAACACUUAGAGAAAACUUGAUUAAAUUUCAUUCUGAAAAAAAUGAUAAUAAAUCAAUUUAUAUUUAAAAUUAAAUUAUUUAGAUUAACAAUUGCUAUUCAUAUAAUACAAAGAAGAUUACAUUUCAUAAUAUCUCUAAAUCACUUAAUUAAAAUUAACAAUCAAAAUUAAUAAAUAAUUUAAUUUAACAAAUAGAACACUCAACUUCAUUUGAAGAUACUAAAUAAAUUGAUUAUGAGAUAUCUAUGUGUAUAAUUAAUUAUGAGUAUGAAUAAUAAGAGGAAUACUAUAUUUAUUAUAAAUUAAUUAUAGAUUUGGCCUAGAUUAAUUAAGAACAUAAAUUAGAUCAACCAAAUUUAAUUGAUUAAGAUAAUAAGAAUGUAAAAAAAGAAUAAUUACAAUAGUAUAUAUAUUUAUGUUAUAUUAGAAUGAGUAAAUCUAAAUCCCAAGAAAAACAUGAUAUUUUAAGAUCUCUACAUUCUAAAACUAGCACAACAAGUGCAAUAAAAUAAGGUGAUCAACUUUUAUAAUAAAUAUCAUCAUCAUAAUUACCUUCAUGUAUAAUUAAUUUUUUAAUAGUAUCAAUAUUAAAUGUGAUACUUUCUAUUACUUCUAUAAUUAUUAUUUAUUUAUUGUUAAUAUAAAAGAGAAGUUAAUAGGAUAUAUGUUUUGAUAGAUUAUUUUAUGGUACCGAAUUCUUAGAUUAUUAUGGACUUAUUUUGAAAGGAAGUAGACAUACAGUAUUUUAUAGAGAUUUUCAUAAGUUUGUUAAGGAUGAAUAGACAAUUGAAUUAAUGUAAGAUUCAACAUUUAUAAAAAUUACUGAUAAGAUAACUUUAUCAUUAGAUCUUUAUUAAAAGAAUUGUUAGGAAUUGAUAGAUUUAUAUGAAAAUUAUAUUAAAUAUUUAGAUAGUUAUUAAGAGUAAAAGUUAAUCAAUUUUAAGUAUGUUGAUUAUUUUAUAACCAAGAUACAAAUAUAAGAAGUUUAAACUUAAGCAAAAUAUUAUGAAAUAAUGAAUUAAUUGUUUUAUUUGGCAAUUAAAACAUUUGCUGGAGAUCCAUCUAAUUAUCUCAAUGGAAAUUAGGAUACUUUUCCAUAAAUAAAUACAAGAUCAAUCUUAUUCUUGAAUUUUAAUGAUGUUUGUGAUCUUACUGCCUAAUUUAUAGAAUCAUGUUUAUAAAAUAGUAAAGAUUACAAUAAUUAAUUUGACAACUAAGUUUAAGUUAUAUUUAUAACUAUUUAUAUGAUUCAACUUAUUUUAUUCAUAUUAUUACUAUGUUUAUUAAUGAAUAUUGUAAAGAAGUUAUAAUAGAUUUUAUAAGUAUAUUUAAGAUUAGAUAAUAGAGAUUUAGAUUCUGAUACUGAAAUGUUGCAAUAUAUAUGUUAAAAUAUUAAAAUUGAUGAAUUUUGGUUUAAUACUAAGUUUUUUUAUCUAUUUUAUGAGAAAUCACAGGAAACCUCAUUUCCUAUAUAAUCUUAAUUGAAAAUUGUCAAUCUAAAAUUAGAAGAUAAAUUUAAUAUAGGAUAUUAUUAUAUUCUAUAAAUUUUGGUUUUUGGAUUCUUACUCAUAUUUUUAUUAAUCUUUUAAUUACAAUAUAUCAAUUAUUCAAAUGAAAUAAAUCCAAUAGUAAAUUAAGCAUUAUCUGCUGUUUAAAUAAGACUUAAUUUCAUAGAGUUAAUAAAUAAUUGGGAUGUCUACAAUCAUAAAAUGUUUUAUUAGACAUUUUACAAUAGUGAAAAGGAUAAUUAAAUAAUGAAUUAAAACAUUAUAAGUGAUAAUUUAAUCUUUUCAUUAAUAGAAAUUAAUACAACUGAAUUAAAUUAUUCAAUUUUAUAAGCAUAAUAAGAACCCUUUACAAAUAUAGUGGAGAAUUUGAAUGAUUAAUAAAAGGAAAGUCUUUUAAUAAAAGAUAUUUGUUUGGUUUUUGAUUGUUCAAUGAGGAAUGAUAUAUUUUAAAAUAGACUAUUAUAAAAAGAUUUGGAAUAAUAUUUUUCAGUAGGAUUAAUUUAACUAUACUAAUAAACUAUUUCUGUAGUUAACAAUUUAGGAUUAAUAAAUAAUUCAAAUUAGAAUAAUUACUUUUUGGAUUAAAUAUAUUCUAAAGAAUACUUUAUUUAUAUAUUUUGGGGAUUAGAUGCUACUAAUUAUUAAUUAAAAUUAUUUUCAGAUUUCUUUAUAUCACUUGCAAAAGAUAAGUUGAAUUAAGAAACAAAUUAUAUACUUUAUAUGCUUAUUGGAAUAGGAAUAAUGAUACAAUUAUUAAUACUAAUACUUACUUGUGUUUUAGCAUAUUUUGUAAUUAAAAAUUAUAACAAUCUAAAAUUUUGCUUAAGAUUCAUUCCUUUAAAAACAUUGAUAAAUAAGAAUAUAAUCAAAUAGAUUAAAUUAAUAAUUUGA
This is a messenger RNA of Paramecium pentaurelia, 3297 nucleotides long. The record is from the annotation of a GenBank genome assembly. NCBI's taxonomy places the organism in Eukaryota, Ciliophora, Oligohymenophorea, Peniculida, Parameciidae.